Cylicocyclus nassatus is the source of this 317-nucleotide messenger RNA. Lineage: Eukaryota; Metazoa; Nematoda; Chromadorea; Rhabditida; Strongylidae. The record is from the annotation of a GenBank genome assembly.
UUAGAGGAACGAAUAUUGCCAAUAGGCGCCCACUUCACUGACUGCUGGUACUUUCGCACAUGCUGUAGCAUACCAGACGUACUCCUCGGCUUGUCAAUGCUGUUGUCAAUCACUGGAAGGGUAUCCUUCGAUAGUCUCGCAUUCACUUCCGCUGCCGUUGGCCGUCGUCGAGUGAAGCAACCAACUGAGGAGCUUGAGGAGGACUCAAGAGAGGUGUUGUCUCUAGAAGAGUCCCAGUUUGUUGAUUAGCGUUACUCAGAGCGGAUUUUACAAACGUUCGAAGCGAUUUUACGCCCAACCCAUUUUUUAUCAAAAAU